Rubroshorea leprosula is the source of this 1725-nucleotide messenger RNA. NCBI's taxonomy places the organism in Eukaryota, Viridiplantae, Streptophyta, Magnoliopsida, Malvales, Dipterocarpaceae. The record is from the annotation of a GenBank genome assembly.
CACACCCAAGACCUUAAUUGCAUCAAAACUUCUUUCCUUCUGAAACCUUAUUCCCCUCUCAAGUCAGUAACCAUGCAAAGCACAAAACCUCACGCAGCCUUACUGGCCAGCCCCGGCAUGGGACAUCUCUUCCCCGUGCUCGAGCUCGGCAAACGCCUCAUCUCUAACCAUGGCUUCCAUGUCACCAUCUUUGUUCUAAACACGGAAGCAUCCACCGCCAAAAACCAACUUCGGGAUUCACCUGAUUCCAGCCUAUUGAAUCUCGUCCCACUCCCACCUGUUGACAUCUCAGGCAAAGUUGGCCCGGAUGCUCAUAUAGUAACCCAACUAGUUGUCAUGAUGCGCGAGUCCCUUCCGGGCUUACGGUCUACCAUAUCCGCAAUGAAGUCCCGCCCGACGGUCUUGAUCGUUGACUUGUUUGGAACUGAAGCUAUGGCGGUGGCGGAUGAGUUCAUGAUGUCAAAGUUCGUCUUUAUUGCCUCCAAUGCAUGGUUCCUCACCUUGACUGCAUAUUUUCCGACCAUUGAUGAAAUGGCGGAAGAUGAGCACAUAAAAGAACAACAGCCACUCAAAAUCCCUGGCUGCAAACCGGUGAGGUUUGAAGACACACUCGAAGCCUAUCUGGACCGGAAUAAUCAAAUGUACGAUGAGUACACACGGAUAGGGCGUGAAAUAACGGCGGCUGAUGGGAUUUUGGUGAACACAUUCGAAGAUUUGGAGCCAACGACGCUCAGAGCGUUGAGAGAUUCCAAGAAGUUGGGCAAGAUAGCUAAAGUGCCGGUUUAUACAAUCGGUCCAACUGUGAGACAGCUUGAACUACCGGUUAUGGGGAACCCGGUUCUGGAUUGGCUAGACAUGCAACCAACCGAAUCAGUGAUUUAUGUUUCCUUUGGAAGCGGAGGAACCUUACCGGCCAAACAAAUGACAGAGUUGGCUUGGGGGUUGGAGCUUAGCCAGCAGAGGUUCAUUUGGGUGGUCCGUCCUCCGGUGGAAAACGAUGUUUCUGGAAGUUUUUUCACCGUAGGCAAAAUUUCCGAUGGCACCCCAAAUUACUUACCGGAGGGGUUCUUGACUCGAACCAAAGACAGAGGACUUAUUGUCAACGCGUGGGCGCCUCAAACACUGGUCUUAAGCCACCCGGCGGUGGGUGGAUUUUUAUCCCACUGCGGGUGGAACUCAACCUUAGAGAGCUUAACUAAUGGGAUUCCGAUGAUUGUGUGGCCACUGUACGCAGAGCAGAAUAUGAAUGCUACGAUGCUUACGGAAGAGCUGGGGAUGGCGUUUAGGCCUAAGGCUUCGGAGUCAAGCGGGAUUGUGGAAAGGGAAGAGAUAGAGAUGAUGGUGAGGAAGAUCAUGGUAGAGGAGGAAGGGAAUAGGAUCCGGAACACAGUAAAGGAACUGAAACAGAGUGCACACAAGGCUAUGGAAAAGGGUGGUUCCUCUUACUGUUCAUUCUCCCAAUUUGCCAGAGAAUGUGAGAUAAGUCUAAAGGCCAGGGCUCAAGGAGCAUAGACAUCAGGUUGCAUUAGCUAUCAUAUCUGUAUGGCAGCUAGAAUUAAGAAAUAUUUUGAAUGCAGAGUUUAUGGUUUUAUAUAAUAAGUGGGUAUUGAUGUUUUUGUUUCUUUCUUUAUUUGUGGUGCUCCUCGAUGAUGUUUCACUGUCACCAUCUUAAUUUAUGGUUUAUGAGAAUCCUAUCAUGUGGAUCGAUCUGUUAUAUUUCGGAAA